Molecule: messenger RNA, 1386 nt
Organism: Thlaspi arvense
Lineage: Eukaryota; Viridiplantae; Streptophyta; Magnoliopsida; Brassicales; Brassicaceae
Source: the annotation of a GenBank genome assembly
AUGGUGGACGGAGAUGCCGAACAAAGCAUUCCAUUGCUUUCGGACACUCCAUCAUCUUCUUCCACACACGCUAGUAUUUCUUUCGGAGGAGUUAAUUUCUUGUUCAUUUCUCUCCGGUUUGGAUGUGAAGGGACGGUGUGGACUGCAACUGCCCACGUAAUAACUGGGGUUAUAGGGUCUGGGGUGCUGUCACUUGCAUGGAGUGUAGCUCAGCUGGGAUGGAUCGCAGGUCCUUCGUGCUUAGUGGUGUUUGGGGCAAUUGCCGUUUUCGUUUCCUUUCUUCUUUGUGAUUGCUAUAGGUGUCCUCAUCCUGAAUUUGGACAAACCAGAAACCAAUCAUACGCUGAAGCUGUGAAGUCAUUCUUAGGAGAAAAGAGUAUGUGGGUGUGCCAAGCUUUCGUUCAAGAAAGCUUCUAUGGAUAUGGAAUAGCUUACACAAUAACAGCCGCCAUCAGCAUGAGAGCAAUCCAGAAAUCGAAUUGUUACCACAAGGAAGGGCACAGUGCUCCUUGUGAAUACGGAGAUAGCCUAUACAUGUUGCUCUUUGGAGCUGUUCAGGUUGUCGUUUCUCAGAUACCUGACUUCCAUAACAUGGCAUGGCUCUCAGUAACUGCUGCCAUCAUGUCCUUUGCAUACUCCUCCAUCGGAUUGGGGCUUGGAUUAGCGAAAACUAUUGGAGAUGGAAAGAUUAAAGGGGACAUCCAAGGAGUUCCUGAACCUACGUUAAUGAAAAAAGUAUGGGUCGAUGCUGAAGCAAUUGGUGACAUCGCUUUUGCUUUCACAUACAACAUUAUUCUUCUAGAGAUAGAGGUGAUACUCUUCCUUCCACUCAAGCUACCUACAAAUAUUGCGGCAGCAUUGAGUGAAAACCGUCAGUUUUGCACGGUGGAACUUUCCGGCUUUGUAGGGAGAAGGAGACCUAUUUCUCGUUUGGAUCUCUUUGAUACUGUUAUUGAAGAUACUCCUCUUGUUUCUCACGAAAAGGUGUACAGUCAGCCACUGUUUGCGGCGGCGGAAGGAUGGAUAACCAGGAAGCUCCCGGCCAGUGGAUUUGUGAGCAAGGUUUAUGCCGUCAAGCUCCCAAUGCUGCCUGUCCUGGAGCUCAGUCUUCUCCGGCUAUGCUUCAGAACGGCUUAUGUUGCUUCUACCACUGGAAUCGCUCUACUUUUUCCUUAUUUCAACGACGUAUUAGGGGUCUUAGGCGCCCUCAACUUCUGGCCUUUGGCCAUAUACUUCCCUGUGGAGAUGUUCCUUGUGCAGAAGAAGAUCAGAGCUUGGACAAGAAUGUGGCUUGUUUUGCAGGCUUUCAGGGUAGUCUGCUUGCUUGUGACCGUCCUGGCCCUCAUUGGGUCCGUAGAAGGACUUAUAAGUUCCAAAUCCAGCUAA